UUUGUACCGGUAUUUCAGCACACAAUUCAAAAACAUUCACAAUCGUUUCUCUCAGGAUUAGCACAGCAACAUGUAUUUAGCUUCAACCAUAACCCGAAGCUGUUUGCGGCUGAGUUCUAGAACUAGUACAUUAUGGAAUCGCCCUGCGUCUUCGUCUGCAGGCGGUGGGACCCUGACGGAUACGCACGUCGAGAUCAACGGCAAGCAGUAUGCGGUGGACGGCAUAACCAAUGCCACACAGCCGCUACUGGACAAGCUCGGCCAGCGACUGCACCAUAAUCCCAUCCACCCGCUUCAUCUCAUCAAGAGGCGCAUACAUGAGUACUUUGAGAAGACUUACCGGAAGCCUAACCCGUCGUCAGCACCACUGUUCACAUGCUUAGAUGACGUUCACCCAGUCGUGACGGUUCAGCAGAACUUUGAUGAGCUCCUAGUGCCAGCUGAUCAUCCAGCACGUGCCAAGGGGGACAAUUACUAUUUAAACAAGGACUAUCUGCUUCGUGCCCACACUUCAGCUCAUCAGGCGGAAUUCCUUCGCAGUGGCCUUGAUGCAUUCUUAGUGACAGGAGACGUUUACAGAAGAGAUUGUGUGGACCGUACUCAUUACCCAUGUUUCCAUCAAAUGGAGGGUGUACGCUUAUACACAUCUGCAGAGCUUUUCCCAAACGAAGUCCAUCCACCGAGUCUUUUUGUGGAGGGUUCUGAAGACACAGCUGAGAGACAAUCAACACACAACCCAGCCACUACUGAAGUUCUCGAGAAAGAGCUCAAGUCAACGCUGGAAGGACUUGUGCGUCAUCUGUUUGGUGCUGACAUCAAGACUGAGUGGGCAGGCGAGUACUUUCCUUUCACUCACCCGUCCUGGGAGCUCAACAUCUACUUCCAGGACCAGUGGUUGGAAGUUCUUGGUUGCGGUAUCAUGAGACAGCAGAUCUUGGACCAAGCAGGUGCAUCCAGUAAGGUUGGCUGGGCAUUUGGUGUAGGCCUGGAGCGGCUAGCGAUGAUCCUUUACGGCAUUCCUGAUAUCCGCUUCUUCUGGACGACGUAUCACCGGUUCCUAGACCAGUUUGAGCCAGCUCGUAAUGAUAUCAAUGCACAAAUCCAAUUCACGCCGUUCAGCAAGUUUGCAGUCUGUCACAAAGAUGUUAGCUUCUGGACAACAGCAGGGAAGGACUUUGCCGGUGAAAAUGAUCUGAUGGAGAUUGCCCGUGAGGAGGCAGGUGAUCUCAUCGAGUGGAUUGAAAAGGUGGAUUACUUUGAGAAUCCGAAAGCGAAGCCCGGCGAUGCCAAGUUCUCCAGCUACUGCUACCGGCUCAACUUCAGGUCGCAUGAAAGGCAACUUCUGAACACGGAGAUAAAUGAUAUCCAGCUAAGAAUCCGUGCCAAGGUUGCUGACAAGCUUGGCGUUAUUCUUCGUUGAGGGUACUGCCAUCCUUUUCAGCUUCCCAUGCUCCUGUGCCAGCCACCAGUAAGCAAACAAUAAUUGAGCCAAAUGGAACGGCAAGCUACAUUCAGUUAUUGGUUUUGUGUGGUGUUUUUUACUGCACAUGCCGGUCUAAGUUGCCGGCGGAUGUGUCACAUUUGUCGUACCGCGGUAUUCUACUUGUCUGAGUAACUUCCACUCUUGUAGCCGGACUAGAGCAAAAUGUCCUCUGUCCAGAUAUAUUGGCACGCGCCCGUGCUUCAUAGGUGCGAGGUCAUUUGCCAGAAAAUGACUGGCUCACUUGAAUCAUUUCCGCCUGACUUAUUUUAGAUGUUCGUGGGUUUCUUCCUUGGAAUGCCUUGGCCCCAGCUGGCCUGUGGGUGUGUACCUUAGCGAGGCAUCAGUACCUCGUUGCGCUAGAUCUCUAUGAAUUUUUAAUUAUUUCAGGAGUGAUCAGCGAUGAAAUGAAUUCAUUUGCAAAGCUUGUCCACACUAGAACAAUUAGAGUGUGUGCAUCUAAACAACGUCCUGGUUUAGGUAUUGAGCAUCUGUCUAACCUGGUUGUUCGCAGGUCAUUUACAAACGCGCUCAGUCUUUCCAGGCCCCUGGCUCAUACCUGUGUUUGCUCUCUGUUGAAUCAUUGAUGACCAUAGUAGCCGCUGCGAUUGCACCGUCCAAUUUGCUCUUUUUUUCUUCUUCUUUUUCACUGCCUUGGUGCUGGUCUCACUACUGUUGACUGUUAAAGUAGAAUUCUGCUCUUUGGCGUGCGUCUUUAA
Sycon ciliatum is the source of this 2199-nucleotide messenger RNA. Its product is annotated as phenylalanine--tRNA ligase, mitochondrial-like. Gene Ontology annotation, cellular component: cytoplasm; mitochondrion. NCBI's taxonomy places the organism in Eukaryota, Metazoa, Porifera, Calcarea, Leucosolenida, Sycettidae. The record is from RefSeq and is a predicted model, not a curated record. Gene Ontology annotation, biological process: phenylalanyl-tRNA aminoacylation. Bases 71 to 1420 code for a protein of 449 amino acids. Gene Ontology annotation, molecular function: ATP binding; phenylalanine-tRNA ligase activity; tRNA binding. The transcript has 18 exons.